GGGCAAUCAAGUAACUAAAAAAUGGAAAGCUAGGGUUUUUUAGUCCCCGCCUCCUCCGUUGUUAUAAAAACCAUCUCAGUUUGUUUAAUUCGUUAUUCCCUUGCGGCAUCUUUCUCUCUCUUCCUUAUCAUCAUCCAUCACACUCUCUCCCUCUCCUUCACAAGCAGAGAUUUCUCAUUUCAAUCGCUUCAGUGAUUCUUUCAGCUAAGCCAAAGAGCUUCCUGUUUCUAUACCAAUAUGUCAAUGACGGAAGAAACAAAGACGAUGUCUAAGCUCGAAUCGGCGGGAGAUUCCUCCGAUGUGGAAAGUGGUAACUGUAGCAGUAGCGGAAGUGGAGGCGACACGAAGAAGACUUGCGUUGAUUGCGGGACAAACAAGACUCCACUUUGGCGUGGUGGCCCUGCUGGUCCUAAAGUAAGAUCAUCAUCCUCUCCUUCAAGUUUCCAACUUUUUGUUCUUUCAUUUAGAUCUAUUCAGAAGGGUACUUUAGUAAAUUCAAUGUUGGCUGAUCUUUUAUGAUCAGAUCAUUUAGGUAGAUGUGGAUUGUGUAGUUCUCUUGUAAGAGAUGUCUUGAUCAUAGAAGAACAGAGCUUGAUGGUUUCACUUUACAUUCUCUGGUCUGAUCAAGUUUUUCUUUAUGCAGUCGUUGUGCAAUGCGUGUGGGAUCAAGAGCAGGAAGAAGAGGCAAGCAGCUCUUGGAAUCAGACAAGAUGAUAAUAAUAAGGUCAAGAACAAAAGCAACAACAGUUUUGCUUCCGAUCACCAGACGAUCAAGGGCCGAAAAGGCGAGACAGGAAACGUCAAGAGCAACAAGAUCAAGACAACGGAGAGUGAGAAUUUCAUCAGUAGAGUUAACAAGAAGAGUGUGGAAAGGGCAAGUAGGUUUUUGGAUUUUGGGUUUAAAGUGCCAGCGAUGAAGAGAUCGGCGGUGGAGAAGAAGAGGCUGUGGAGGAAACUAGGCGAAGAGGAACGAGCAGCUGUACUUCUUAUGACUCUUUCUUGUGGUUAAGUUUUGUUUCCCAGCUUAACUUUUUUUUGUCUGAAUGGUUUGAGAGAGAUUAGGGCAAAUAAGUUAACAUAAUAUAAAUAUGUAAUCCUGUCGGAAUUGUUUUUAGGUCCAAGCUAAUGUUAUGCUAUUUUACUAAUUACAUACUUAAUUAUUUCUUCGGUCUAACAUAGUUAGCUUGUUUACUUUAAAUCAGAUUAUAAAACAUGCUACUUGGGGUAUUUUUAGCCACUUACUAAUGAUAAGUAUUUUAUUACAUCUGUGGACAAAUAUAAACAUGGUCUCGGCUUUUUUCGUUUGUCAAUGAUUUAGAAAGUGAAUUUGAAAAUUUGAAUGUUUUUGUUUUUCAAAAUCCCCCAAAAAUAAAUAACAGCUGUUCCCUCUAAUCUCUCGUACAACUCGAUGUGACCCCAUAUGGACUUGCUCUUG
Messenger RNA from Eruca vesicaria subsp. sativa (arugula), 1435 nucleotides. Lineage: Eukaryota; Viridiplantae; Streptophyta; Magnoliopsida; Brassicales; Brassicaceae. The record is from the annotation of a GenBank genome assembly.